This is a messenger RNA of Nicotiana tabacum (common tobacco), 1943 nucleotides long. RefSeq names its product U-box domain-containing protein 40-like. The record is from RefSeq and is a predicted model, not a curated record. NCBI's taxonomy places the organism in Eukaryota, Viridiplantae, Streptophyta, Magnoliopsida, Solanales, Solanaceae. Gene Ontology annotation, molecular function: ubiquitin-protein transferase activity; protein binding. Gene Ontology annotation, biological process: protein ubiquitination.
UCAAGUUAAGAAUUGGCACUUUAGUUGAAUGAUUAGCAGCUUCACUCUUCAAUUCCUUUUGCCUUUUCCCUGACCAUUCUACCAUACUGAAAUUUCAUAUCAUGUUUCCUUUUCUCCUCUAACUCAAACACAUCUCUCAACCUAUGGAGGAUUCAGUUAGACUCAAAUUUCAUUAACGAGUCCAUUUCUGCAACAUCAAAAUGGGAAGUGGAAAGCAAAGAUGGAGAAUCUCCUUCCACAAAUCUCCAAUAAAAGUAAAACACCCUCCAAUGGAAUUCAUCUGUCCAAUUUCUGGUUCUCUUAUGGCUGAUCCUAUAAUUGUCUCUUCAGGCCAUACCUUCGAACGUCACUGUGUUCUUGCCUGUAAAUCCCUCUCUUUCACCCCCAUUUUACCUGAUAAUUCUAUUCCCAAUUUCUCCACUAUCAUCCCUAAUCGCGCCCUCAAAUCCACCAUUCUCAACUGGUGCUCUUCUUCCCAUAUCGAUCCUCCUAUACCCCUCGAUUUCCUCUCUGCUGAAAAUCUCGUCCGUACGUUAAUGGCUACCCAAAACACCAAUAAUACCAAGAAUUGUGAUGUUAUGAACCGGUUCAUUGAGUCUGUAACACUGUUGAAUCGUCAAAUUUCUACUACUUCUGAGGAGUCUGUGACUCCUACGAGUGGACCCACAACUGCUCUAACUCGACCCUGCUGUUACUCUUCAGCAUCGUCCUCAGAAAUGGACCCCACAAACCCCAAGUCGUGUGAAGAAGAUGAACUCAUCGUCAAACUGAAGAGCUCCCACGUGUUUGAACAAGAAGAAGCUGUGAUCUCACUUAGAAAGCUGACCCGGACCCGGGAAGAAACCCGUUUUCAGCUCUGCACUCCUCGUUUGCUCUCAGCUCUCCGUUCUGUCAUCUCCUCGAGAUAUGCUUCAGUACAGGUGAAUUCCAUAGCAGCGCUAGUGAACCUUUCCUUAGAAAAUGGAAACAAGGUGAAGAUUGUUCGUUCUGGAAUUGUUCCGCCGUUAAUUGACGUGUUAAAAGGAGGAUUCCCUGAAUCGCAAGAACAUGCUGCAGGUGCACUUUUCAGUUUAGCUUUAGAUGAUCAGAACAAAACUGCAAUUGGGGUUUUGGGGGCACUGCCUCCUCUGCUUCACUCUCUCCGUUCUGAGUCAGAACGGAUGCGGCAUGAUUCGGCUUUGGCACUGUAUCAUCUUUCUUUGGUUCAGAGUAACAGGGCUAAGUUGGUGAAACUCGGGGCGGUUCAGUCGCUAUUAGGCAUGGUGAGAACAGGUCAUAUGACGGGACGAAUUCUGUCAAUAUUGUGUAACAUGGCAGCGAGUUUAGAGGGGAGAGGAUCUAUGCUUGAUGGGGGUGCUGUGGAGUGUUUUGUGGGUAUGUUGAGACAGGGAGAGUUUGAUGCAGAAUCUAUUCGUGAGAGUUGUGUUACUGCAUUAUAUGGACUAAGUCAUGGUGGACUUAGGUUUAAAGGAUUGGCAAAAGAGGCUGCUGCAGAAGACUUGUUGAUAACACUUGAGGAAAUUUUGGAAGGUGAGAAAGCCAAGGAUAAAGUUAGGAAGAUAUUGCAGGUGUUGAGGGAGAAAGACGAAGAGGAGGAAGAAAUUGACUGGGAGGAGUUGCUUAAUUCUGAUGGUGAUACAAAUUCUGCAUAGUUUUCUUCCCUUAAUUGGGUAUUAAGUGCUUUUUUUUCUGGACAUGAAAUUGUAACUAGGCAAGGUUUUCCAUUCACAAAAUGGAUUUUAGGUUUGCUUGUGGUGUCUUUUGAGACAAUGUGUGGAUUUGACAAAGUAAAUAUCGGUUUCUUGAUUGUUGAAAUUGUAAAGAAAAGAUUUUGAACAGUGUGUUAUGGUUUUGGGAAAAUGUUUUUAACAUGAGCCCAUUGUCUUCUACUAUUGUUUGGCCAUCCUUGAAUACCAGAUUGUAUUCUUCAUUUCUUGUGUGAA